Messenger RNA from Gastrolobium bilobum, 1114 nucleotides. RefSeq names its product transcription factor MYB15-like. The transcript is spliced from 3 exons. Bases 89 to 898 code for a protein of 269 amino acids. The record is from RefSeq and is a predicted model, not a curated record. NCBI's taxonomy places the organism in Eukaryota, Viridiplantae, Streptophyta, Magnoliopsida, Fabales, Fabaceae.
AGGAACUAACUAGCUAGCUAGCUAGAGUGAGACUAGCUAUAGAUAGCACACUAGUUACAUUCUUCCAUCUUUUUCCCAAAAACACAAGAUGGUGAGAGCUCCUUGUUGUGAAAAGAUGGGAUUGAAGAAGGGUCCUUGGGCUCCUGAGGAAGAUCAAAUCCUCACUUCUUACAUACAAAAACAUGGCCAUGGUAACUGGCGUGCUCUUCCAAAGCAAUCAGGCUUGUUAAGGUGUGGGAAGAGCUGCAGACUGCGCUGGAUUAACUAUUUGAGGCCUGAUAUUAAGAGAGGAAAUUUCACAAUUGAAGAAGAGGAAACUAUAAUUAAGCUCCAUGACAUGUUGGGGAACAGGUGGUCAGCAAUUGCAGCAAAAUUACCAGGAAGAACUGACAAUGAAAUAAAAAAUGUGUGGCACACCCAUUUGAAAAAGAAGCUGCUGAAAACAAAUCCAACCAAGCCAGUUGCAAAAAGAGUCUCUAAACCAAAAAUGAAACGUUCAGAUUCCAAUUCCAGCACCAUAACUCAAUCAGAACCUGCCAGUCUUGUUAAUUUCCCUGAAAUGGAGACUACAUCAACAUGCACUACUACUUCAAGUGAUUUCUCAUCAGUCACAGUUGGUGAAAGCAAAAAUAUCAAGAGUGAAGACAUAGAGUCUCUGGAGACAAUGCCUGAAAUUGACGAGAGCUUUUGGUCAGAAGCAGCAGCAAUGGAUGAAACCACCACCAUGCCAUCAAAAUCUUUGACAAUGUCAAAUGAGAUACAACUUCAAUACCCCUUUAAUUAUGAGGAAAGUUUCCAACAUUGUCAUGGUAAUAAUUCAAACUUUGACGAUGGAAUGGAUUUCUGGUAUGACAUAUUCAUCAGAACUGUGGAUCCAAUAGAAUUGCCAGAGUUCUGAAUUUUUCAUAUACAUAGUGAAUGAGGGUAUUAUUAAAUUUGGCAGAUAGAAUAGUUUAAAUAACAUGGUAACUUGAAUUUGACCGUUACAAGCAAUGAAAGGGUACAUUAAUUUCUAAUGUGGGGACAGCUGCAAGAGCUAGAGUCAUCCAUUGACAAAGCCAACCAGCUAGAGAGUAUUGGGAUAUGCUAAGGAUAUGUAAUUUACAAGGGAAAC